AUGUCAUCCUCAAGCGGUACAUCGUCUUCUUCGUCCAGCGAAGCAGAGGCAGAUCACGCAUCAUGCGAUGAUGAGGAGAGCGGCCAAGACGAAAUUCCUUUUCACCAACGAGUGGACAACGAUGCACGGCCAGCAGAUGCCGACAAUCAGCUCAUUGCCUACAUGUGGACGCUCUCACGAGCAGAUCCGGCUGUGAGCAGGGAACAGCUCUUGGAGGCCGUGCUGAAAGCUUACGAAGCGUGCCGUCUGACGGUGACCAAAGCUUCGGUGUUUAGGGAACGGCAUCCCACGUCCUUAUCGGAAAUAGAGCGUCACUUCCAUUUUCAUUGCAUUGUGGAGGCAACAGUGCGUGCCAGAUGGCGAGGUCUCGCUGCAGAGCUCCGCAACAACGGUUUUAAGAUGAACUGUUGUUCUCUUGGGCUUGGCCGAGGAACUUAUUGGUCCGGAGUGGCAUAUUGUUUUGUGCCUUCUUCCAAGAAACCGCUUGCCGAUCUUGACACGGAAUACAUCACGACCCCUGGUCAUCCAGAUUUUCCGCCACGGCUUCGCAAGCAACGCCGUCCUGCCAAGCAAAAGAUAGAACCUCUGGAAUUUGCCAAGAUCGUCGCAGAUCAGAAGCUUCGAAGUGUGGAAGACGUCCAUGCUUAUGCUGAGGCUCAACGUGCUGCAGGAUGGGGUUUACAGGAACGUUUGCAGAGACUCUUUAACAUGUUUGAAAGCUGGAUUCAGUGUCAGGCGCCAACCAGACGAGCUCGACGAGCCAUGUCACACAUGCAAGUCCUAGAGGCUGCCCUGGAGAAACCUUGCACAUGUGAUGGUCGCGCAAUUCCUGGCUGGGAAUAUGUGCUCACCUUCAACGAUCUGAGCGUCAGCGACUACCGUGCUGCUACUGUCAAGAUGCUGACGGAGCAAGGCGGGAAGCAAGGCAACCACUUCUACUGGGGCGCGCCUUCUUGUGGAAAGACGGCAUUGACGCGUCCUUUGCAAGCGCUCUUCGAAGGAUAUGUGAUGGCCAAGCCCCAAGUCGGCACCACCUUUCCCUUUAUGACAUUGCCCGGCAAACAAAUCUGUAUAUGGAAUGAUUUCCGGUGGCCGCAUCCGCCGAUGGCUUGGAACGAUCUGCUCAACUUAGCGGAUAAUGAAGCUUUCCUUGUGGCCAUGCCCAAGGGGGGCGAUCUGGGUGCCGAUUAUUUGUGGAAUGCUCGAGGCACCGAGUCCGUCUGCAUGGUCUUGACGUCCAAUGAGCCGACGAUUUUCUGCACCAAUGGCUCGGUUAACCAUGUUGAAACCGAGGCUUGGAAUCAGCGCUUCCAGACUUGGCAUUUCGCGAAAUCAAUCCCUGCCGACAAGCAGGAUCGCCGCUUCAAGCAAUGGGGCCAGUGCGUGCAUUGCUACAGUCGUCUGAUGGAGAGGGAGAGAUACUCGUAUCACCGAACGAGUAGACGUUCUCAGACAUUCGCACUCGACGCUUCUGCUUGCUCGACAAAAUUACGUGAAGUGCACACUUCCCGUUGUGAGUCCAAGGGUUAA
Molecule: messenger RNA, 1530 nt
Organism: Symbiodinium sp. CCMP2592
Lineage: Eukaryota; Dinophyceae; Suessiales; Symbiodiniaceae
Source: the annotation of a GenBank genome assembly